Pangasianodon hypophthalmus (striped catfish) is the source of this 1871-nucleotide messenger RNA. RefSeq names its product peptidyl-tRNA hydrolase 1 homolog (gene ptrh1). The coding region runs from base 973 to 1791 and encodes 272 amino acids. Gene Ontology annotation, molecular function: peptidyl-tRNA hydrolase activity. Lineage: Eukaryota; Metazoa; Chordata; Actinopteri; Siluriformes; Pangasiidae. The record is from RefSeq and is a predicted model, not a curated record. The transcript has 5 exons.
ACUGUUUUCCGGUCAUACUAACCUCUGUCACGUUCUUUGCAUGUGGGUUUUUUACUGGAAAGGAAAUUUGUGGGUGAUUAUCGAAGGUUAUUGCUUCUUUAGUUCUUUAGUGUUACUUCUUUAGUGUUAGGAAGCUGGUUUUGCUAACAGUGUAACAGAGUAACAGUGUAAAAGGGUAACAGUGUAACAGAGUAACAGUGUAAAAGGGUAACAGGGUAACAGGGUAACAGUGUAAAAGGGUAACAGGGUAACAGUGUAACAGGGUAACAGUGUAAAAGGGUAACAGUGUAAAAGGGUAACAGUGUAACAGAGUAACAGUGUAAAAGGGUAACAGUGUAACAGAGUAACAGUGUAAAAGGGUAACAGUGUAAAAGGGUAACAGUGUAACAUGGUGACAGAGUAACAGUAUAACAGGGUAACAGUGUAAUAGUGUAACAGAGUAACAGUGUAAAAGGGUAACAGUGUAAAAGGGUAACAGUGUAAAAGGGUAACAGAGUAACAGUGUAAAAGGGUAACAGUGUAACAUGGUGACAGAGUAACAGUAUAACAGGGUAACAGUGUAAUAGUGUAACAGAGUAACAGUGUAAAAGGGUAACAGUGUAAAAGGGUAACAGAGUAACAGUGUAAAAGGGUAACAGUGUAACAGAGUAACAGUGUGAAAGGGUAACAGAGUAACAGUGUAAAAGGGUAACAGUGUAACAUGGUGACAGAGUAACAGUAUAACAGGGUAACAGUGUAAUAGUGUAACAGAGUAACAGUGUAAAAGGGUAACAGUGUGAGAGAGUAACAGUGUAAUAGUGUAACAGGGUAACAGUGUAAAAAGGUAACAGUGUAACAUGGUGACAGAGUAACAGUAUAACAGGGUAACAGUGUAAAAGGGUAACAGAGUAAAAGGGUAACAGUGUGACAGGGUAACAGUGUGACAGCCGCUGAUGCAACUGAAGGUAAUCACCUGAACUUUGCUUUCCGUCAAUGAGUAGAGUCACUGUCUGGACCUGUGUGUUACACUUCAUCAGCUUCCCCAUGACACUCAUGAGGCGGAUCAUAACUAAGCUGGUCAGUCGAGUGCUUCUGGGCACUUCGGGUACUUUACAUUGUGAGAAGAUGUCCAGUGAAAUAGCAGCCAGCACUUCUAGGAGGAAGAAACUGGUGGUAGGGCUCGGUAACCCUGGUAUGAACGGCUCACGGCACAGCGUUGGCAUGGCUGUGAUCGCGGCACUGGCAGAGCGUCUGGGAGUGUCUGAUCAGUGGAAAUCAGACAGACACGUGUCGGGAGAGGUUAUUGUUUCAGUUCAUCAGGAUACACAACUCGUGCUUCUCCGGCCCAAACUGCUGAUGAAUGUCAAUGGAGUGAGUGUGGCGAAGGCAGCAAGCAAAUUUUGUAUUCGACCCGAGCACAUUGUCUUGGUACACGAUGAACUUGACAAACCGCUUGGGAAGCUUGCCAUCAAACAUGGAGGGAGUGCAAGGGGUCACAAUGGUGUCCGGUCCUGUAUCGAUUGCCUUCAUACUGAUGUAAUGCCACGGCUACGAAUCGGUAUCGGCAGACCCUCAGGAAACACACCCGUGGACAGACAUGUUUUGGGGCGGUUUUCGAAGGAAGAGCAGAACAUUUUAAGCUCUGUAAUGGAGCAAAGUGUGGAGCUUUUACUGGCACAAAUCACAGAGCAGCAACUCCAAGUAACUCCAGCAGGGGGCAGGAAAGCAGCACAGAAGAGGAAAGAGAGGACACCUUCUGCAGUGCAGGAACCUGAGGAAAAGCCACACAGAACUGACCUGAACUGCCAAUAAGCUAAUGAUUAUAAACUCAUGACUCUGCUGAAUGUGGAUGUUUGUACUGUAAAAUUGAAUAAAUGACAGUUCUGUUUUAA